GCCGGGCAUGGCGGGCGUGAGCUACUCGCCGCCCUGGUGGGUGAGCCUGCUGCACCGCCUGCCGCACUUCAGCCUGCGCUGGGAGCCCACGGCCGCCGACUUCCGCCCGGAGGACGCCGAGUACCAGCAGGCCCUGUUGCUGUUGGGUGGUGUUGCCCUGUCCUGCCUUGCUUUGGAUCUCCUCUUCCUCCUGUUCUACUCAUUCUGGCUGUGCUGCCGCCAUCGGAAAAGUGAAGAGCACUUAAAUGCAGACUGCUGCUGCACUGCCUGGUGUGUGAUCAUAGCCACCCUAGUGUGCAGUGCUGGCAUUGCUGUUGGCUUCUAUGGAAAUGGGGAAACCAGCGAUGGCAUCCACCGGCUUACAUACUCACUAAGACAUGCUAACCGCACUGUGGCCGGUGUCCAGGACCGGGUGCUGGACACGGCAGUGGCCCUGAAUCAAACUGUGGAACCCAAUCUCCUGGUCCUAGAGGAGAUGUUCGCAAAACAAACAGAUUACCUGCAUGUUGUCCAGAAACUCCAGGGCCUCUUGGAUGACCUGGUCAGGCAAACCACUGAGAUCCCAUUCUGGAAAAAUGAAGAAUUGUCAUUAGAGGACCUGGCCACUCGGGUUGAUCUGUAUGACUGGUACAGGUGGCUAGGAUACCUGGGCCUACUUCUGUUCCAUGUCCUGAUCUGUUUGCUGGUGCUCUUUGGGCUAAUUAGGAACUCCAGAGCCAUUCUUAUGGGGGUCUGCUUUCUAGGAGUGUUUGCCCUGAUUGUUAGCUGGGGAUCCUUGGGCUUGGAACUGGCUGUUGCUGUGGGCUCCAGUGACUUCUGUGUGAAUCCAGAUGUCUAUGUCUCCAAAGUGGUGGAAGAUCAUGCAGUGCUUAGUACUGAUACCCUGCGCUAUUAUAUUGCCUGUAGUGCUGGAUACCCAAAUCCCUUCCAGCAGAAGCUGUCAGGAAGUCAUAAGGCCCUGGUGGAAAUGCAGGAUGAUGUGCUGGAACUCAUGAGGUCAACCAGCAGAGAAUACCCCACCUCCAAGGAAUAUCUGAUCCGCAUCCAGGAGGUCCUAAAUGCCACAGAGAUCAAUUUGCAGCACCUGACUGCACUGGUUGAUUGUCGCAGUCUACAUCUGGACUAUGUCCAGGCUCUGACAGGCUUCUGCUACGAUGGAGUGGAGGGGCUCAUCUACCUGGUUCUCUUCUCCUUUGUCACUGCUCUCAUGUUCAGUUCCAUUGUGUGCAGUGUCCCGCACACGUGGCAACAGAAGAGGAGUUCAGAUGAUGACGGGGAGGAAGAGUCUGCUGCUCAAGGGAACAGACAAACCCAUGAUAAUCUGUACAGGGUGCAUAUGCCCAGCCUCUACAGCUGUGGGAGUAGCUAUGGCAGUGAGACCAGCAUCCCAGCAGCAGCUCACACAGUCAGCAAUGCUCCUGUCACAGAGUACAUGAGCCAGAAUGCAAACUUCCAGAACCCCCGUUGUGAGAACACCCCUCUGAUUGGCUGGGAGUCCCCACCUCCCUCAUUGUAUUUGGCUGCCAUGGACAGUAGCAGCCAUAUGAGCUGGCAGUUUAAGCCCUCGGACAGUGCACGGACGUACUGGUAACAGCGCCCACAAAUGGAACAGUACACCUCCAGCAUGAGAGCCAAAUACCUCGCCACCAACCAACCUCGCCCAGACUCUGGCAGUGUGCAUUAAAAAUAACACACAGUAAACUAAACAGAUGUGCCAACUGCUGUGCCCCCCACCUGUGCUGUCCUCAACCCUGCUGUCCUGCCCCAAACCCAGCGCAGAUCCUCCUCCUCCUCCUCCUCCUCCUCCUCCUGCUUCUCCAGUACAAAUCACCCCUCCAACCUGGUACCUGUCUAUUGGGAAUCUGAAUGGAUGCCCCUUCCAAAUUAAACCUACACCUAGCUGUACCUGGUAGGGGAAGGAAGAGAGAGAGAAUGAGCAUGCACAUGCAAGCAUCUGAAAAAAAGA
Gavialis gangeticus (Gharial) is the source of this 1966-nucleotide messenger RNA. It is a transcript of the gene TTYH3, whose product is annotated as tweety family member 3. Bases 8 to 1591 code for a protein of 527 amino acids. The transcript is spliced from 15 exons. NCBI's taxonomy places the organism in Eukaryota, Metazoa, Chordata, Crocodylia, Gavialidae. Gene Ontology annotation, cellular component: plasma membrane. The record is from RefSeq and is a predicted model, not a curated record. Gene Ontology annotation, molecular function: volume-sensitive chloride channel activity; intracellularly calcium-gated chloride channel activity.